UGAAGCUUUUAUUAGCACAAAGAGGCACUUCCUAUUCACGGGGGCUUUGGGCCCUCAGAUACCCACAGGAACCAUGAAAAUAAAUUUUAAGAAAGCAAGCUCCUCCCACAAGCCGGAAACGCCAGUGACUCCCUAGUCACGUGACGUCCACGCGCCAAAGGCCAAGAUGAAGAAAUAAAAGCGCGGGCUUCUUUAGACUGAUCUUUAAAAUCGGCCUUGGGGUAGCUGGGACGUACCCUGACGGAGGAUCAUUUUCCAUCUCCUUCGCUUCUGCUUUCCGCACGGUUAACGAGAUCGCAGCAUUCUCUGCAGUGGCUACCGGGAUCGCAUUGCUCCUUAAUCAACUUCCGCCCAUGUUCAAGAUGGCAGUUGAGCAGCCGUGCUAACCUUUACGGGGCUGGGCCGCAUUUGACGUUUGUGCUCGUAGGGGGUGGAACGGCUACUAAGCAGCGAAUGCUGGAGCUGCAGUCUGAGAGUCAACCAUGGACUGGAAAGAAAUUCUUCGCCGGCGGUUAGCGACGCCCAACACCGGUCCAAACAAAAAAAAAAGUGAACAAGAAUUAAAAGAUGAAGAAAUGGAUUUAUUUACCAAAUAUUAUUCAGAGUGGAAAGGAGGAGGAAAAAACACAAAUGAAUUCUAUAAAACCAUUCCUCGAUUUUAUUAUAGGCUGCCAGCUGAAGAUGAAGUCUUGCUACAGAAAUUAAGAGAGGAAUCAAGAGCUGUCUUUCUGCAAAGGAAAAGCAGAGAACUGUUAGAUAAUGAAGAGCUACAGAACUUAUGGUUUUUGCUGGACAAACAUCAGACACCACCUAUGAUUGGAGAGGAAGCAAUGAUUAAUUAUGAAAAUUUUUUGAAAGUCGGUGAAAAAGCUGGACCAAAGUGCAAGCAAUUUUUCACAGCAAAAGUGUUUGCCAAACUUCUUCAUACAGAUUCUUAUGGAAGAAUUUCCAUCAUGCAGUUCUUUAAUUAUGUCAUGAGAAAAGUUUGGCUUCAUCAAACAAGAAUAGGACUCAGUUUAUAUGAUGUUGCUGGACAAGGGUAUCUUCGGGAAUCCGAUUUAGAAAACUACAUAUUGGAACUUAUCCCCACUUUGCCACAAUUAGAUGGGCUGGAAAAAUCUUUUUACUCCUUUUAUGUUUGUACAGCAGUUAGGAAGUUUUUCUUCUUUUUAGAUCCUCUAAGAACAGGAAAAAUAAAAAUUCAAGAUAUUUUAGCAUGCAGCUUUCUAGAUGAUCUACUAGAGUUAAGGGAUGAAGAACUAUCAAAGGAAAGUCAAGAAACAAAUUGGUUUUCUGCACCUUCUGCCCUGAGGGUUUAUGGCCAGUAUUUGAAUCUUGAUAAGGAUCACAAUGGCAUGCUCAGUAAAGAAGAACUUUCCCGCUAUGGAACAGCAACCAUGACCAAUGUCUUCCUUGACCGAGUUUUCCAGGAGUGUCUCACUUAUGAUGGAGAAAUGGAUUAUAAGACUUACCUGGACUUUGUUCUUGCACUAGAAAACCGAAAAGAACCUGCAGCUCUGCAAUAUAUUUUCAAAUUGCUUGAUAUUGAGAACAAAGGAUAUCUGAAUGUCUUUUCCCUUAAUUAUUUUUUUAGGGCUAUACAAGAACUAAUGAAAAUCCAUGGACAAGAUCCUGUUUCAUUUCAAGAUGUCAAGGAUGAAAUAUUUGAUAUGGUAAAACCAAAGGACCCUUUAAAAAUCUCUCUUCAGGAUUUAAUUAAUAGUAAUCAAGGAGAUACAGUCACCACCAUUCUCAUUGAUCUCAAUGGCUUCUGGACUUAUGAGAAUAGAGAAGCCCUCGUUGCAAAUGACACUGAAAAUUCAGUAGAACUUGAUGAUACAUGAUCUUUAGAAGACUAGACUAUUGAUAAAGAUAAGCUUGAAUGUUGCAUUAAGAACCUUUGCAGCAGGAUUCUUAGAAAUGGUCUAAAUAAAAUACUUCUCUCUCUAGAAUACAGCA
Messenger RNA from Condylura cristata (star-nosed mole), 1959 nucleotides. It is a transcript of the gene PPP2R3C, whose product is annotated as protein phosphatase 2, regulatory subunit B'', gamma. Gene Ontology annotation, biological process: positive regulation of B cell differentiation; cortical cytoskeleton organization; microtubule cytoskeleton organization. Bases 483 to 1844 code for a protein of 453 amino acids. NCBI's taxonomy places the organism in Eukaryota, Metazoa, Chordata, Mammalia, Eulipotyphla, Talpidae. Gene Ontology annotation, cellular component: spindle; centrosome. The record is from RefSeq and is a predicted model, not a curated record. The transcript is spliced from 13 exons.